AACAGAAAUGCGAUCGCUUACCAGCUGCAUUUAUUUUUCCUCCAUGGCUGCAUUUCCCAUGGCGCCCGCUAUCGUGUUGGUUAACUGGGGGACAUAUUAACUGUUAUUUUAUUUCACUUGGAUAUAACUAGGUUGUUUUUUUUAACCUUUAUUGAAAUUAUUUUCGUUUCAUUCUCAACCGGCCAUGACCGUGGAGCAGAAUGUCCUCCAACAGCAUUCUCAGAAGCACCAGCAGACUCUACUGAACCAGCUGAGGGAGGUCACAGGCACCACAGACGUCCAGCUGCUCCAGCAGGCCCUGCAGGUCAGUAAUGGAGACCUGGCGGAGGCGGUGGCCUUUCUGACGGAGAAGAAUGCCAAGGUGCCCCAGCAGGAUGAGGCUACCUACUACCAGACCACCCAGGUGGGCAACGACAGAUACAUCAGUGUGGGCAGCCAGGCAGACACUAGUGAGUACUUACCUCACCCAGCACUGCCCGGGGCAGUCCCUAGCCAGGGAGAUACCAACGUGAUUGACCUGACUGGUGAUGAUAAAGAUGACCUCCAGAGGGCUAUCGCUCUCAGCCUGGAGGAGUCCAGCCGGGCCUUCAGGGAGACGGGCAUCACCGACGAGGAGCAAGCCAUCAGCAGAGUUCUGGAGGCCAGCAUAGCGGAGAACAAGGCGAGUCUGAAGCGGACACACACGGAGGUGUGGAGUGACUCGCCCAACCCUCACGACAGGAAAAGGAUGGAGAACUGCCCCGUCGGGCUCAAGAACGUGGGCAACACCUGCUGGUUCAGCGCCGUCAUCCAGUCUCUGUUCAACCUGCUGGAGUUCCAGAGGCUGGUGCUGCAUUACUCCCCUCCUGCCAGAGUCCAGGACCUGCCUCGCAACCAGAAGGAGCACAGGAACCUGCCCUUCAUGCAGGAGCUGAGAAACCUUUUCUCACUCAUGGUGGGUUCUAAGAGGAAGUACGUUGACCCAUCGCGCGCCGUGGAGAUCCUGAAGGACGCCUUCAAGUCCAGCGAGUCUCAGCAGCAGGAUGUCAGUGAGUUUACACACAAGCUGUUGGACUGGUUGGAGGAUGCCUUCCAGAUGAAGGCAGAGGAGGACAGAGAGGGUGAGAAGCCAAAGAACCCGAUGGUUGAGCUGUUCUAUGGCCGCUUCCAGGCUGUGGGGGUUCUGGAAGGAAAGAAGUUUGAGAACACAGAGAUGUUCGGGCAGUACCCUCUGCAGGUGAAUGGCUUUAAGGACCUGCACGAGUGUUUAGAGGCAGCCAUGAUCGAGGGGGAGAUCGAGUCCCUACACUCAUCUGCAGAGAACUCUGCCAAGUCUGGACAGGAGCAUUGGUUUACCGAACUUCCUCCUGUCUUGACCUUUGAACUGUCGAGAUUUGAGUUCAACCAAGCCCUGGGUCGACCUGAGAAGAUCCACAACAAGCUGGAGUUCCCCUCCAUGCUGUACAUGGACAGGUAUAUGGACAGGAACCGAGAGAUCACCAGGAUUAAACGAGAGGAGAUCAGGAGACUGAAAGAGCAACUGACUUUACUUCAACAGCGUCUGGAGAGGUAUCUGAGCUAUGGCUCUGGUCCCAAGAGGUUUCCUCUGGCAGAUGUCCUGCAGUACGCCAUGGAGUUUGCCUCCAGUAAGCCAGUCUGCACCUCUCCCUUGGAGGACAUCGACACAUCAGCACCCCCCGGUGGCACAACGGGGCAGCUGCUGCCCGCUCUAAGCACAGCCGAACAGGGUCCCUCCUGCACCCUUCCAGAGGGUUUGUCCCCCGCCCCCACCCAAGCUCCCUCCACUCAGCAGAGGGUGCCCAUCCACAAGCCCUUCACCCAGUCCCGACUGCCCCCUGACCUGCCCAUGCACCCAGCCCCACGCCACAUCACUGAGGAGGAGCUCCGGGUGCUGGAGGGCUGCCUGCACCGCUGGAGGAGUGAGGUGGAGAACGACACCCAUGAUCUUCAGGGCAGCAUAUCCAGAAUCCACAGAACCAUCGAGCUGAUGUACUCUGACAAGUCCAUGAUGCAGGUUCCGUUCCGGCUGCAUGCGGUGCUAGUGCACGAGGGCCAGGCUAACGCUGGCCAUUACUGGGCCUACAUCUACGACCCCCACCAGCAGCGCUGGAUGAAGUACAACGACAUCUCGGUCACCAAGUCCUCCUGGGAGGAGCUGGUCAGGGACUCGUUCGGAGGCUACCGCAACGCCAGCGCCUACUGCCUCAUGUACAUCAACGACAAGAAGCCUUUCCUCAUAGAAGAGGAGUUUGAUAAGGAGACGGGUCAGAUGCUGAGUGGUCUUGAUAAGCUCCCUUCGGACCUGAAGGCAUACGUGAAGGAGGACAAUGGCCUGUUUGACAAGGAGAUCGAGGAGUGGGACACCCUGCAGGCACGCAAGGCCCAGCAGGAGAAGCUGGCCCUGGCUGCAGCCACUGCAGCCACUGCAGCGGCAGAAACAACAACAUCCCAUCAACCUAUGAGCACAGAGCCCAGUCCACCAGACAGCUGGGGCCCUCAGCAGGACCCAGAGUACAUGGAGCAGCCGUCCCCCACAGACGACUCCAAGCACCUGCAGGAGGACACAGAGAGGGCCAUCUCCAAGGCUGCAGCCGAGCAGCAGGAGGAGAGUAGCCCUGAGGGACUGCUUACUGCAUCUAGUGGAGGGAGUCUCUCCCCACCCCUUCCCCCCAAACCCCAGUCCGAUGUCCAGGUGAACACUGAAACCCCCCUCGCCCCUCCCUCUGACCCUCAGCCUGUGGAUCCUUCCCUCACCCCUCCCUCUGACCCUGACCCCCCCAUGGAGGAUGAGCACCUUUCCCAGCGUACAGUAGAGGUUGCCAUUCCCCAGGUGGGAACCUUUGUCAUCGAGUCAGAGGAGGGGGGGUACGAUGAUGAGGCCAUGAUGACUCCCAACAUGCAGGGUAUUAUAAUGUCCAUUGGCAAGGCCAGGAGUGUGUUUGAAAAGCUUGGGCCUGAAGCCGCCUUUUUCAAGGCCAUUAAGGUGGAGUACACCCGUCUGCUGAGGUUUGCCCAGGAGGACACGGCCCCGGAGAAUGACUACCGUCUGCAGCACGUCAUCGUCUACUUCAUCCAUAACCAGGCCCCCAAGAAGAUCCUGGAGAGAACCCUCCUCAUGCAGUUCGCAGACCGCAACCUAAGCUUUGACGAACGGUGUAAGAGCAUUAUGAAGGUGGCCCGUGGCAAACUAGACCUUGUUAAGCCAGAAGAGGUCAACAUGGAGGAGUAUGAGAUGUGGCAUCAGGACUACAGGAAUUUCCGCGAGACAACAAUCUUCCUGAUGAUUGGUUUAGAGCUGUUCCAGAAGAAAUGCUUUGUGGAGGCCUUGAUGUACCUGAUCUACUCGUACCAGUACAACAGAGAGCUGUUGGUCAAAGGGCUGUACAGAGGUCACAACGAUGAGCUCAUAGGUCACUACCGCAGAGAGUGCCUGCUGAAACUGAACGAGAAUGCGGCGGGGAUGUUUGAGUCUGGUGAGGAGUCGGAGGUUUGCAAUGGGCUGAGCAUCAUGAAUGAGCUGGUGGUGCCGUGUAUCCCCCUACUGCUUGUCCACGACACAGAGAAGGACCUGCUGGCUGUGGAGGACAUGAGGAACCGCUGGUGCUCCUACCUGGGGCAGGAGAUGGAGCCCAACCUGCAGGAGAAGCUGACUGACUUCCUACCCAAGUUACUUGACUGCUCGACAGAGAUAAAAAGCUUCCACGACCCUCCAAAGCUGCCCACCUACUCCACCCUGGAGCUGGUUGAGCGCUACGGCCRUGUCAUGGCCUCCUUGAGCCGGGUGCCUGCAGACGGGAGAUGAGCUGAGGGGGCAGCAGCCCCCCUCACAGUCCCACGGCCCCCUCAGCACCCAGGCCACUCAUCAAUGGAACUCUUUUAACCCAUGCCUUCCUUAUAAACCAGGGGUCACUCGCUAUAGCUGUUUCUCCUCUAUCUCUUUUGCUGCUAUAGGUUUUAUCAUUAUAAUAAUUAUUUCAAUUUAAGUAAAACGCAACAGAAAUUAAUGAACAGACAGUUGGAAAAGAAAGAGCAGGGGUAGUGGAAAUGGCGCUCUUGCAGUGAUUGAAAGCCAGUGCAUGCUGCUCCAAGCUUUGUUAAAUGAGGUGGGGUGUUUUUUUGUUUUUUGUUGUUCAGUUUAUGCCCCCUCCCACCCCCACCCGCCUCUUUCUAAAAGCACCCCUUCUCUGCAGAAGAAGGAUCGCCCUGCUGCUCUGCCACCAGUUUGGUACAGUAUUAUCACGUUUUUGUUUUAUUUUUCUAAAGGAAGCGACAAAAUGAGAACCUUGWGAUUUUAUCAGCGGCUUUAAGUAUCUCAAGUGGGUCUGUGAACUCUGUACUGCACCAGAAUGAGAAGUUUUAAGUGCUGUGGUAGACAGCCAUGGACACUCUGUGGCUUGUUAAUAAAUCAAGAUAAUAAAUUUUUAUUUAUGGCCCUUUUAGGCCAAAUACAUUGUUCCUUUGUCUGAUGUCCCAUGUCUUUAUUUCUGCACUAACACUGAUAUAAUGCAAUCAUGUAUUACAUGGCUGUUAACUGUGUGAAUGUACAGGUAACUGCCAAAAUAAAGGAAACGCCAACAUAAAGUGUC
Molecule: messenger RNA, 4586 nt
Organism: Salvelinus sp. IW2-2015
Lineage: Eukaryota; Metazoa; Chordata; Actinopteri; Salmoniformes; Salmonidae
Product: ubiquitin carboxyl-terminal hydrolase 25
Biological process (GO): proteasome-mediated ubiquitin-dependent protein catabolic process; protein deubiquitination; regulation of proteasomal protein catabolic process
Molecular function (GO): cysteine-type deubiquitinase activity; proteasome binding; protein binding
Source: RefSeq, a predicted model, not a curated record